Molecule: messenger RNA, 1608 nt
Organism: Lactuca sativa (garden lettuce)
Lineage: Eukaryota; Viridiplantae; Streptophyta; Magnoliopsida; Asterales; Asteraceae
Product: ubiquitin receptor RAD23c
Biological process (GO): proteasome-mediated ubiquitin-dependent protein catabolic process; nucleotide-excision repair
Cellular component (GO): cytosol; nucleoplasm
Molecular function (GO): polyubiquitin modification-dependent protein binding; proteasome binding; damaged DNA binding
Source: RefSeq, a predicted model, not a curated record
AAUAAUCGCGUGUAAUCACUAUAGAUAUCUGGCGCGUGGCCAUGGCAACUCAACCUUUUCCCCUUGCCUUGAGAAAGGGGGUAUACCACCGUAUACGCCCCACACCCUUCUCGCACACACACAGACGCACAGAAGACGAAAUCGCUUAUUUGAUUCGAGUUGUGACUGUAGACGACAAAUUGAAAGAUGAAGGUUUUUGUGAAAACAUUGAAGGGGACUCACUUCGAAAUCGAAGUAAAAUCCGAGGACACGGUUGCUGAUGUGAAGAAAAAUAUAGAAAAUGUUCAGGGAGAUGUUUAUCCUGCUGCACAACAAAUGCUUAUCCAUCAAGGCAAAGUGCUUAAAGAUGCCACCACCUUAGAAGAAAACAAAGUGGCUGAAAAUUCUUUCAUUGUCAUCAUGUUAUCCAAGACUAAGCCAACCUCUGGUGAAGCUUCAACAGCAGCAUCCGCCCCAAAGGCACCUCAGACAAGCGCAACUCCCCCUGCACAAGCAGCCACUCAGGCUCCGCCACCUGUCACACAGCCUGUGUCUGCUCCUUCACCUGCUCCUCCAGCUUCCGAUCCAGCACCUGUUGUGAAUGCCACGACUGGGAAUGUAUACGAUCAAGUAGCAUCAAAUCUUGUAUCAGGAAGUAAUUUAGAAGGUACAAUUCAACAUCUUCUUGAUAUGGGAGGAGGAAACUGGGAUAGGGAUACUGUCGUUCGUGCUCUUCGUGCUGCUUUCAAUAAUCCAGAAAGAGCUGUUGAAUAUCUCUAUUCUGGUAUACCGGAGCCAGCAGAACUCCCGCCAGCUGCCGGAGUUUCACCACUGCCAGGUCUGCAGGCUGCUCAGCCCCCGCCAGCUGCAGUCGUUCCUCCAAGUGGACCAAAUUCAAACCCUUUGGAUCUCUUCCCUCAGGGACUUCCUGACAUGGGCGCAAAUGCUCCUGCUGGUGCUGCUGGCAACCUGGAUUUUCUUCGUAACAGUCCACAGUUUCAAGCACUUCGAGCCAUGGUGCAGGCUAAUCCCCAAAUCUUGCAGCCUAUGCUACAAGAGUUGGGGAAGCAAAAUCCACACCUGGUGAGACUGAUUCAAGAGCAUCAAGCUGAUUUCCUUCGUUUGAUCAAUGAGCCUGUUGAAGGGGGAGAGAACGUACUUGGAGAUCUUGCUGCAGCGAUGCCACAGGCUGUGACUGUUACUCCUGAGGAACGUGAAGCCAUUGAACGCCUUGAAGCAAUGGGAUUUGAUAGAGCACUAGUGUUAGAGGUGUUUUUCGCAUGCAACAAGAAUGAAGAGCUUGCAGCUAAUUACCUGUUAGAUCAUAUGCAUGAGUUUGAAGACUAGUAGACUCCUUGUUUGUUGAUAAAUGGUGGUGGGACCAGAACCAGAACCAGAGACCAGAUCAAUCUUCAUGGUUAUUUCUUUCUACUUCUGUUUUCUUGGUUUGCUUUUUUUUUUUCUAUUUUUUUUUUUUAAUUGUCAAGUGCGUAUACUAGUGGUGGUGUUGGGAAAGACAGAAAUUGAAUUGUUACUCUCUCUCUCUCUCUCCUUUGUUAUUUAUUUGUAUUUUGAACCUUCACAUUUUGUCUUUUUUCUAUCACAAUAGUUGUUCCAUUUGGUUAAAAA